Chelmon rostratus (copperband butterflyfish) is the source of this 6536-nucleotide messenger RNA. RefSeq names its product collagen alpha-1(XVIII) chain-like. Lineage: Eukaryota; Metazoa; Chordata; Actinopteri; Chaetodontiformes; Chaetodontidae. The record is from RefSeq and is a predicted model, not a curated record. The transcript is spliced from 43 exons. Bases 85 to 3852 code for a protein of 1255 amino acids.
GACCAGAGUCUGCUGGGAUUUCAUCACACACAUGCACUUGGAGUUCACCUUCAAACCUGGACCUUAAUUCAUUUACUCGCUGACAUGUUUCGAGGGUGGUCUCUUGCCCUGCAUCUCGCCCUGCUGUGCUGUCUGGCUGCUGCCCUGCAGGUUAUAGAAGAGCGAGGCCCAGGAGGUCACCUGGACCUGACGGAGUUAAUCGGCGUCCCCCUCCCCCCCUCUGUCUCCUUCACUCCUGGCUAUGAGGGUUUUCCUGCCUACAACUUCGGGCCCGAAGCCAACAUCGGCCGGCUCACCAAAACCUUCGUGCCAGGGUCAUUCUACAGGGACUUUGCCAUCAUUGUCACGGUGCGUCCAGACACUCAGAGAGGAGGCGUGCUCUUUGCCAUCACAGAUGCCCGUCAGAAGGUGGUGGAGCUGGGUUUGGCCCUCACUCCGGUGCGUGGGGGCCUCCAAAGCAUCUUACUGUACUACACUGACAAUGAGCAAGCUACCCACAGCCACAAAGCUGCUGCCUUCAGUGUCCCAGAUAUGACCAACCAAUGGACGCGAUUCACGUUGGUGGUGGAGCAUGAAGAGGUGCGUCUCUACAUGGACUGUGGAGAGGCCGAGAGGACCACCUUCCAUCGGAGGCCAGAAAGACUCACCUUCUCGCACAAUUCAGGCAUUUUUGUAUCGAAUGCGGGAAGCACGGGGCUGGACAAGUUCGUGGGAUCCAUUCAGCAGCUGGUGAUAAAAGAUGAUCCCAGAGCAGCUGAGGAGCAGUGUGAAGACGAUGAUCCUUAUGCCUCGGGAUACACCAGUGGAGACGAUGCUCUGGACGACAGAGAGACAGAGGAGGAAAUGAUGAAGAGCACACAGGAGAGACAACAUGGCACAGCACAGGAGGACAGUGUUCCAGUCAGAGCUCCACCCACUGAGGCUCCGGAGGUGGAGCUUGAUGAGUACUCCGGUCACCAGACCCCAACAGAGGCCAGUGAGGAAAUGCUGAUAAGAGGGCCACACCGGACAGAGGAGGCCGGGGAGAGGUCAGGAGAGGCUCAUGUCAGGCAUGGGUUAAAAGGAGAACGUGGAGAUCCUGGACCCAGAGGCCCACCUGGCCCACCAGGGCCUACUUAUCGACCCGGGCAAGCUCAGCCUGGACCAAGAGGGCCACAAGGACCGCCAGGAAUCCCUGGAUCCACAGGACUGCCAGGGAGAGAUGGACAGAAGGGAAGCAAGGGUGAUAAAGGGGAUCCAGGUCAGAGAGGAUCUCAGGGAUUUCCAGGUUUGGAUGGAGAAGCUGGAGUUAAAGGAGAGAAGGGAGAUCCAGGAGUUGGUUUACCAGGCCCUCCCGGCCUCCCUGGGCCUCCUGGGCCCCCCAGAUCCCGCAGUGUACCUUAUGGAGCAGAUGCCCUGGGUUCUGGGUUUGAAGACCUGGAGAGCGACACUGAACUCAUCAGGGGUCCUCCUGGUGUGCCAGGGCCUCCAGGACCUCCUGGUCCCCCAGGACCCAUCCUGUCAUCAUCUGCUGCAGGUGAAGGCCUCUCUCCAGGGCACCCUGGAACACCCGGUACCCCUGGCAGAGACGGGCCACCAGGCAAACCUGGAAUACCCGGUCCACCGGGAAAAGAUGGGGUUCCAGGUCUACCGGGAGCUGUGGGAAUGAAGGGUACCCAAGGGUUACCUGGACCAUCUGGACCAAAGGGUGAAUGUGGGACUGUGGGUAUUGCAGGGUCCCCGGGGCCAUCAGGGCCUACUGGUCCACAAGGGAAGAGAGGCCCAGCAGGUCCCCCAGGACCCCCUGGCCCCCCAGGACCUCCAGGAACCAAAUUCUUUGUAGAGGACAUGGAGGGGUCUGGGAAGAGUGACAUGCUCAUUGGAGCUGGAGUCAGAGGUCCACAGGGUCCCCCUGGCAAACCUGGCCCCCAGGGACCUAAGGGUGAGGAUGGAGCCACAGGUGCUCCAGGGCUCUCUGUCAAGGGCGAGCCAGGGGAGCCAGGACCAGAGGGUCUUCAGGGUCCUGCUGGACUACCAGGUGCAAGGGGGGCCAAAGGAGAAAAGGGCAGUCCAGGACCCAAGGGCGAUCGAGGCGUUGAUGGGCUCAGUAUCCCAGGACCACCUGGGCCUCCUGGACCUCCUGGAUCUAUGAUUAGUCUGCAGGAUCUGCUGCUCAAUGCUACAGAUGGUGUCUUCAACUUCACAGAGAUCAGAGGACCACCAGGACCAGUGGGCCCCAGGGGACCAAAGGGGGAUGUAGGCCCUCCAGGUAGUCAGGGACCACUAGGGAUCAAGGGAGAGAAGGGAGAGCCGGGGGUGACCAUUGCUGCAGAUGGAUCCAUCUUAUCAGCGCCAAGAGGCCCCCAGGGGCCCAAAGGCAUCAAGGGGGACCGUGGGUUCCCUGGACCUGCCGGACUCAUGGGCCCAAUAGGACCACCUGGACAAAAAGGAGAAUAUGGCUUCCCUGGUCGCUCAGGACGGCCCGGUUUGCCCGGAAGGAAAGGUGACAGGGGAGACUCUGUCGGCCUCCCGGGACCUCCAGGUCCUCCGGGCCAACCUGGACCUCCAGGAAGAAUUCUUGGGCUGAACGGAACAGUGUUUCCAGUGCGCCCCAGACCGCACUGCAAGAAGGGACGAGAGUCAGUGAAAGGAGACAAAGGAGAAGUGGGACAACCUGGAGAGCCAGGAACCCCUGCUCCCGGGCUUCCAGAUGGAAUUGUGGGUGCCAGAGGUGAUCAGGGAUACCAAGGUCAGAAGGGAGAGAAGGGUGACAGCGGUGUGCCUGGUCCUCCAGGACUGCCUGGGAGGUCAGGACUUGUGGGCCCAAAAGGGGAGUCCAUCGUUGGUCCUCCAGGACCUGCUGGUUCUCCGGGUCAGCCUGGGGCCACUGGGUUUGGACGACCUGGUCCCCGAGGGCCGCCAGGGCCUGCUGGACCCCCAGGGCCUGCACCUGCAUAUGGGUCAACUGUCAGCAUCCCCGGACCUCCUGGCCCCCCCGGCCCACCAGGGUCUCCAGGAUAUGCCAACCCGGUGACCACCUACAAGACGAUCCACGCUCUGAACAGAGAGACCCACCGGGCUGCAGAGGGAACACUGGUCUACGUGUCUGAGAAGGGAGGCGAGCUGUACAUCAGAGCACGCAACGGGUGGCGCAAGAUCCAGCUUGGAGAGUUGAUCCAGAAUGGGCCGUCCUCACCAGCAGCAUCUCAGGCCCUCAGCAGAUCUGGAGAAUGGGGCAGACCACACAGGGCCCACAGCCAGGAGCUUCAGGAGGGCAGCAGAGGAUACCAGCCCAGCUAUAAUGUUCUACCACAGACCUUCAACGCUGUACCUGGGCUCCACCUGGUCGCGCUGAACACCCCGCUGAAAGGGGACAUGCGAGGCAUCCGGGGGGCAGACUUCCAGUGCUACCAGCAGGCACGCUCCAUGGGGCUAACAGCCACCUACAGGGCCUUCCUGUCCUCGCACCUCCAGGACCUGGCCACCAUCGUGAGGAAGGCGGACCGCACUGACAUGCCCGUGGUUAAUCUGAGGGGUGAAGUGUUGUUCAGUAGCUGGAUGUCCAUCUUCUCUGGGAAUGGAGGCACGUUUAACCCGUCCACACCCAUCUACUCAUUUGACGGACGCAAUGUGAUGACUGACUCAGCAUGGCCAGAGAAGUUGGUAUGGCACGGCUCCAGCGCGGUGGGCAUCCGUCUGACCACUAACUACUGCGAGGCGUGGAGGACAGCUGACAUGGCGGUGACGGGCCAGGCCGCGCUGCUGCAGACGGGACGACUGUUAGGACAACACACCCGCUCCUGCUCCAACCACUACAUCGUGCUGUGCAUAGAGAACACAUAUGUGGGGAACACACAUCAAAGGAGAACCUGAAGAGGACAGGAGGGGAAACACACACACACACACACACACACUAACACAUGCAGGCAUGCUGAAGGUGCAGAGUAGAAAAAGCGACACAGCGCACAUACAUUUUCAUUUAAAUGGGAGACACAUGCAGGCACAUACACACAUUACGAUGACAUAUCAGUGCAUGGAAUUUACAUCGGCGUACACAGACAAAAGGCACUUGCGUUCAUACAUGCAGGUGAAACACACACACGUUAACAUGCAGCAGGUGCCAACACGACACACGAGCAACAUGCACGCACAUUUCAGUUCUUUUCACUUUGUUAAGCUUCAUCUUUAGUGCCAAUGUGUAACCCGACACUUCAUAAUGUUGCCACGCAUCUGUCCCAGUCUAGAUUUAAGUUAUUUAUAUUCACUAUGAACAUGUAACAGCAUUGGGAUUUACAGUGUGUGUUGUGGAAAGAGAGAUAUCAGCAGAGGUGAAUAACUUAACAGACCAUACCAGUGUUUUAUCACCACAACUACAAAUCCUUUAUACUUUACAUUUCUGCUCAUCGUUUUCAAACAUGUGUAUCUGGAGUAUUUCUCCUGCAGUUCCAUGCAGCCGUUGGUUCCCAUCGGUUUCCCAACAGAACAAAAAUGAGCUACCAGACUCUUGGUGGUCCAUCACUGUGAACAUCAACACCUCACAACAACAACAUCCCUACAAGAGUAACGUCGACUUGAUGUUCACUGUGAUGGAUUACACGACUUGAACAAAGAGAUGGAGACCACCGGCUGUCGAGAACAGGAAGAAAUACAUGAAAUGUUCUUUAAUACAACACCAAGAUUUGCAAAAUGGUCCGCUGUGAUGUAAAGUACACAGUGUGAUUUAAGAUUUCUGGGCUAAAACUUGUCAAACCAUCAGCAUAAAUCUGUGUUCGAUUUCCUUUGCAGGGAAAAAGGUAUUGUAGUAUUUAUUAAUACUAUUAUUCAUUUCUUGACAUCUUUUUUAUGUUAAUGGAAUUGAAUUUGGUGUAAACAUGGUCCUUAUUUCAGUCUCCUUUCUAAACAUGACAGUGUUAGUUUAGUGUUGCCUAUCAAAGCUAGCUGGUUUUGGAGAGUGGUGAAGAGAGAGGCUGUACUUACACUGCAGGUUGUGCAAGAAAUAAAUCAUUUCGAGGCGUUUAGGAUGAGGGUUUCCCUCUAAAGGGCAGCAUUGUAUAUUUCUGUUCUUGUCAACGAACCCCGUGAAAACACCAAAACUGUGUUGGUCCGUCCCUCGAUACUUUCCUACACUAUCUGUGGUUCUCAGCCAGAACACCACUGGUUGCUAAAGAAGGCGUAAAUCUUUCAAAACAGAUCAGAAGUGUUAAGUGUUGAAAGCCUCAGUAAAAGGUUAUCACUGUAGUUAUAAUCAAAUGUUACUCACACAGGAGGAAAUAGAGUGCAUUUGUUGGGAACUAUUUUCAGCUGCGGAUUAAUACACAUUUGGUGCUCUACUGAGUAUUUACAGCAGCAGGACAGUGUAUGAGGGAUCGGGUGAAAAUAACCUACAGUGUGUGUGUUCAUGGAAUGAAGAAACAUGUCACCCAGUCCAACAGCGCGGCUCACUGAUGUGCUUUUAAUUGCUGUUGGACAACAGUGGAACUCUAUGGUACAGAGGAUGGAGAUACACCAGGCUUUGGAUACACACACAAUACUUGUUAGUAGCAUACGUUCACUGUUGGUUUGGGUCUUUACAUGGGAUUUGUUGACAUGAAGAAAGAAUAUAGGUUAUUACCAGACUUACAUUUUAAGUGUGAGCACAAUGUGAAAUAGGAGGAAAACAUUUGGUUUACUGCACACGUGUAAUGAGACAUUUCUUGUGUCAGACUUUUUAUUUGAGUGACUGCUACCCUCUAAUGUUGGACACCAGUGUCCGUCUUUUUCUGUCAUAUCUCAGAUGUAAAUACAGUUUAUGUAAGUGACUUCCUCCAAGCAAAGUCAACAAAUCACAGCAUCGUCUAUCCAUGUUUUUCAGGCCACUGAAAAGCCAAAAACUGGCUGGAAUUUACCAAAAGAAAGAAAAAAAAAAACAUUUUACCACUAUGAUCUCUCUAAUGGUUCAAUCUACAGACAUUAAACAAAAAUGAAAGAGAUUGGUCAUGCAGACGAACCCCCUGCUGAAAACAUGUUGACUCACCAACUUCGCUCACCUUGUGUUGCAUCUAUUUAUCAGUUGAAUUAUUAAUUGGCAUCCCAUAAUCCAGUAUUAAAUAUUGACGUUCCAAAUCAGGAUAAUAGAUCAAUUAUUUCUUUGCUUUGGUCCUGCUGCUUGCAGUAAAGUGAUUUGAACUAGUCUCAACAUUAACAUCAGUGCUUUAGCAUUAGCUUUAGAGUUGAAAUCAGCGAGUGAUUUUCAUGUAUUUAUACAGUAGCAGGACUUAGUGUGAAAAUCUAGCGAGUUCACUUUCAGAUUUUGGUGAAAUUGGAACCUGUACAUAUAUAUGUGUGUUGUUAUUGUCCAAAUGUUUUGUUUUUUUUACUCAGUAGAGGCAGAUUCUGUGUGGUGCACACUAAAUGACUGAAGAUUUUCCCUCACCGGUGAGACGUAGGCCUGGCUGAAAGGCACACAAAGUUUGAAAUGUUUUCUUUUUCAAAGUUACUUUCCCUGAUGUCUGAUUCUGUUACUGUUUCAACAAAACUUGAGCCUUGGAGGAAAAAGGAGGAUUGUACUGACUGACUGG